AUGUCUGAUUGGAGAGAUCGUCGACAGACUCACCGCAGAUUCGCCGCCGGAGGUAGCGGUCCUGAUCAACGUGAUCCGCGAGACACCGAGCUUGACCGUUUUAGGGAUCGGAUUCGUGAUCUCGAGUUCGAGAAUGAGUAUUUGCGAAAUCAAGAGCAACGACGUGAUGAUGAACGCACCAGGACCGAUUCAGUCGUGUGGGAUGAUUACGAUCACCACGACGAUUUUCAUAAUGUUUUUGCACGUCAACAGCGCCGCCAACCGUCCCCUCAACGACCACCGAUUGAUCCGCUACGGGCACUUGGGUUACGUACGGAAAUACCGGCAUUCGAAGGACGCCUCCACGCUGAUGAUUUCCUUGACUGGUUACAAACAGUCGAUCGAGUUUUUGACCUACGUGACAUUCCCGAACAUUUAAAGGUAAAAAUUGUGGCUAUUCGUUUUCGUAAAUAUGCUUCAUUAUGGUGGGAAAACGUUCAGAAACAACGUCACCGGGAGGGUAAACACAAAGUCGAAACUUGGGAGAAAAUGAAACGGCUGUUGAAAAACAAAUUUUUGCCCGUUAACCACAAGCAAGACUCUUUUUUGGAUUACCAUAAUCUAAAACAGGGUUCUUUAACGGUCGAGGAAUUUAUUUCGGCUUUUGAACAACACCGUUUGAGAUGUGGUAUUGAAGAGGAAGACAAACAGAUAAUUGCGCGAUUUUUGGGGGCACUUAGAACCGAUAUAGCCGAUAUUGUCAGCCUACAACAAUAUUGGUCGUUUUCGGAUGUUUGUUUAUUAGCACAUCGGGUCGAAAAACAGUUAGCGUUAAAGGGAAAAUCCACAGCCCGAUUCACCUCCAACCAGCCCGUACCAGCCUUACCAAAUUCCGUUAAACCUGAGCCCAUUAAACUGCCAGCCCCAACCCCGCCCGUUAUCCCUUCUUCGGCCCAGAAUCAGGCCCAGCGGUGUUACAAGUGCCAUGGGCUUGGUCACUUAAAACGGGAAUGCCCCAAUAAGCAAGUGAUUGCUCUCAUCGAUGAACCAAAACCGGUUUACGACUCUGAACCGGAUGACGUUAACCCCGACACUACCCACCUAAUUUUACCUGACACUGGGGAAGCCUUGGUUAUUCAAAGGGUCCUCAACACCACCGUGGCCGAUCCCUCAGACGACGCCUUGUGGCUUCGAAACACGAUUUUUCGAACCAAAUGCACCGCAAAAGGCAAGGUUUGUACGGUCAUUAUAGAUGGGGGUAGUUGUGAAAAUAUCGUGUCCUCCACUAUGGUUGAAAAAGCUAAACAUGAUGGGUUUCGCAAUACGUACUCGUUCAAAAAAGACGGUAUUCAUAUCACCCUCACCCCUUGCGACCCACGUAAAGACCCCGGCCACUCCACGAUUGUCCCAAAAUCAGUAUUCACGACCCUUUUUAAGACCGAAACGACCCAAGUUAUUUUUGGCUUACUUCUGGCCGAACCGAACCCCGCCACUGCCCCUAUACCACCUACGGUCGCACCAUUAAUAGCCGAGUAUGCCGAUGUUUUCCCCAAUGACAUACCCGCGGGUCUACCUAUGAUGCAAGACAUCCAACAUUGCAUCGAUUUUAUACCCGGGGCGAGUAUACCUAAUAAACCGGCUUACCGUAUGAACCCAACCGAAUUUAAUGAGCUUAACCGUCAAGUGCAGGAGCUGUUGGAAAAAGGGUUAAUUCGGGAGAGUAUGAGUCGGUGCGCCGUGCCGGCCUUGUUAGUGCUGAAGCCGAAUGGCACGUUUCGGCCAAGCAAAGUUAAACCCGAGGCACGCCAAAUGGGUGAAACACUUCAGGAUUUUAAUUUCGUCAUUCGCCACAAAGCCGGAACCGCUAACUCCGUUGCCGAUGCUUUGAGCCGCCGCCCACUGUUGGUUUCCACAGCCCAGUUUCAUAUUCGGGAAUUCGACUCGUUCUCGGCCCUUUACCCCGAAGAUCCAGAUUUUCACGAUGUUUGGCGUCUUACUGAAUCCGGGUCAUACAAAUCGUUUGUUAGGCACAACGGCUUAUUGUUUCACGGCUCGAGAAUUUGUGUUCCUUUAUCGUCGUUUCGGGAGUCGAUCGUGUUGGAAUAUCAUCAAGGUGUCUUGGCUGGCCAUUUUGGUAGGGACAAGACCGUUUCACUUGUCAAGGAGCGUUUUUAA
Helianthus annuus (common sunflower) is the source of this 2154-nucleotide messenger RNA. RefSeq lists its product as uncharacterized. NCBI's taxonomy places the organism in Eukaryota, Viridiplantae, Streptophyta, Magnoliopsida, Asterales, Asteraceae. The transcript has 3 exons. Bases 1 to 2154 code for a protein of 717 amino acids. The record is from RefSeq and is a predicted model, not a curated record. Gene Ontology annotation, molecular function: zinc ion binding; nucleic acid binding.